Messenger RNA from Oryzias latipes (Japanese medaka), 2766 nucleotides. RefSeq names its product long-chain-fatty-acid--CoA ligase 1. Gene Ontology annotation, biological process: long-chain fatty acid metabolic process. Gene Ontology annotation, cellular component: membrane; endoplasmic reticulum. The record is from RefSeq and is a predicted model, not a curated record. Gene Ontology annotation, molecular function: long-chain fatty acid-CoA ligase activity. Lineage: Eukaryota; Metazoa; Chordata; Actinopteri; Beloniformes; Adrianichthyidae.
UCAAACAUCACUUUUGAACAGAAUUGGUAUGAGAGCAUUCAGCAGGUGAUCAGCUGGGAGUCGACUACCACGCUAGGAUUUCGUCUGGUGCAGAUCAGAAGGGAGGAAACUGAAUAAAGAGCUACAGCCUCACGUCAGAGCCAUCACAGUGUCAUCAGACGCCCUCCCCUGCCACCGUCUCAGGGGAUUCCCCCCUUUGCAGCAGCAGCAUCAUGCCCGGUCAGGAUUUCUUACGAAGGCUGAAUCUGCCCGAUCUGGAGGAAAUCAGCCAGUACAUCAGGAAUGCUUCCGCCCCCUUGCUGGUCAGCGUGGGCGCCGUGGCUGCAGCAACGACCUACUACCUUGCAACUCGGCCCAGGGCCCUGCCGCCAGUUUGCGACCCUCACAGGCAGUCAGUUGAAGUGGAGGGGGAAGAUUUGGCUCGGCGGUCUGUUCUCAUGAACGAUGGCAGUUUCCUGACUCACAUUUAUGAUGAUGCCAAAACGAUGUACGAGUCCUUCCUCAGAGGGAUUAAACUCUCCCAAAACGGUCCGUGUUUGGGCUCCAGGAAACCGAAGCAGCCGUACGAGUGGAUAUCCUACGGCGAGGUCAAAAAAAGAAGUGAGAACCUGGGCUCAGCCUUUCUCCAUAAAGGACAUUCAAAGAGUGUGGAUCCCCACAUCGGCAUCUUCUCUCAGAACAGGCCUGAGUGGACCAUGACUGAGUUGGCGUGCUACACGUACUCAUUGGUGUCGGUCCCUCUGUAUGACACGUUGGGAACGGAGGCCAUUGCCCACAUCUUAGACAAAGCAUCCAUCUCCACCGUGGUGUGUGACGUGAAGGAUAAAGUCAACCUCAUCCUGGACUGUUUCAAUAACUCAAAGCAUUUCCUAAAAACCAUAGUUUUAAUGGAGGAGCCGAGUGAAAGCCUGGUGGAAAGGGGGAGACGAGCUGGAAUCCAGAUCCUGACCCUGCAGGAAAUGGAGGCUUUAGGGAAGGCCAACCAUCAGCAGCCGAUUCCUCCACAACCCGAAGACCUGGCAGUGAUUUGUUUCACCAGCGGAACAACAGGAAACCCUAAAGGAGCCAUGCUGAGUCAUGGAAAUAUCAUGUCGAACUGCUCGGCCUUCGUCAAACUGACAGAGGUAAGCUGUCCCAUUAAUCACACAGACGUCCACAUUUCCUACCUGCCUCUGGCUCACAUGUUUGAGCGAGUAGUCCAGGGAUGCAUGCUGCUGCACGGGGGCCGAAUCGGCUUUUUUCAGGGGGACAUUCGGCGGCUGUCGGACGAUCUGCACACCUUGAAACCCACUUUUUUUCCGGCUGUUCCUCGACUCCUCAACAGAAUUUAUGAUAAGGUCUUUGGGCAGGCGGACACCUCUUUGAAGCGCUGGCUGCUGCAGUUCGCCUACAGUAGGAAGGAAGCUGAGCUGAGGAAAGGUAUCGUGAGGAAAGACAGCAUCUGGGAUUACCUCAUCUUCAAGAAGGUCCAGGCCAGCCUCGGGGGCCGCGUGCGUCUCAUGCUGACUGGAGCUGCUCCCAUCUCCCCGGCUGUCCUCACCUUCCUCAGAGUUGCGAUGGGCUGUCAGUUCUAUGAAGGUUAUGGACAGACAGAAUGCACAGGUGGAUGCACCAUUACCGUGCCUGGAGACUGGAGCGAAGGUCACGUCGGACCUCCUUUACCCUGUAACAUCAUUAAACUGAUGGAUGUGCCGGAGAUGAACUACUAUGCUGUACAUGGAGAAGGCGAGGUGUGCGUCAAAGGUCCAAACGUGUUCAAAGGCUACCUGAAAGACCCAGAAAAGACAGCAGAGACGAUUGACGCAGACGGUUGGGUUCACACUGGAGAUAUUGGGAAAUGGCUUCCAAACGGCACCCUGAAGAUUGUGGACAGGAAAAAGCACAUCUUUAAACUGGCUCAAGGGGAGUACAUCGCACCGGAGAAGAUAGAGAACAUCUACACCAGGAGUGAUGCGGUGGCACAGCUCUUUGUUCAUGGAGACAGCCUGCAGGCAUGUCUGGUAGCAGUGGUGGUGCCUGAUCCGGAGUUUCUGUCCGGUUGGGCUGAGAGGAAGCUGGGCCUGCAAGGCAGUUAUAUGGAGCUGUGUGGCAGCAAGAAAGUAAAGGCUGCCAUCUUGGAGGACAUGAUUCGUCUGGGGAAAGAAGGAGGUUUAAAGUCUUUUGAGCAGGUGAAAGCCAUAUACCUUCACACCGAGCUGUUCUCCAUUGAGAACGGCCUGCUCACUCCAACGCUGAAGAGCAAGAGGAACGAAAUGCUUCAACAUUUCCGAUCUCAGAUAGACGAGCUCUACAAAGAAAUCCAAAUGUAGAAGUUUCUUCUUUUUUCUCAUGAACUGUGACUAUCAGAAAAGGAGAAAACACUUUCAGUAUAAAAUAAUGACGAACAUCCAUGUAUUUGUGAAAAACUGUGAAAUCUUGCAGAACAAAAAGUACAUUUUAGGACAAAUGUGCACAUUUUUCUUUUGAUAUAAAGAAGGGAUUACAUGUUGUUUGAUAACAUGUUGAUUUUAAUGAGCUGUUUGGAAACACCUUGCAGGAAAAAGCCGUCCACGAGAGUGUUCUAAAUGUAUUUAUAAUCACAAAUAGAGGAAAGAUGAUUACUAAACUAGUCUUUAUUUACCUUAACGAGGAGACUUUUUAUUUUAAUCACUGGAAUCGCAUACGCUUGUAUGUUCAUGGUUUGAAUUUAACCUAAUUGUAUUUUUUCUGUAAUUAUUGUCAUUUUGUAACAUAUUUCAUUAAAUAAAUAAAGAAAUAUUGUCAAAA